AUCAGUACCCCUCGUCCCACACUCGAAGUUGGGCGGCUUGUUGUUUUUCUCCGGUUGCGUGCUCCGCGUGCAACCAAGUUGAAAGAGUCCGGGAACAACAUCAGGCUGAGAUCUGGUGUUGGAGCAACUCCGCUUGGGAGGGUGGACAUAUGCAACGCGCAAAGUCUGCAGUGGACUUCUCCAGCCUGCUGAACCCAGAGGUUUCGGCGGAAAGGGAGCAGACUCCAACGCAGCAACAGCAGAAGCAGCAAGAACAACAAGCCGAAGGAGGAAACAUGGCGGCCGUUGGCCUCAUUCGCCCCAACGGGCCACUGCCGGCUGGUGCACCAGCCGCCGAGCAGCCGACCGAACUUCCCCGUCCCUACAAGUGCACCAUGUGCGACAAGGCCUUCCACAGGCUGGAGCACCAGACCCGACACAUCCGCACCCACACCGGCGAGAAGCCGCACGCCUGCCAGUUCCCCGGGUGUAGCAAACGCUUCUCGAGGUCCGACGAGCUCACCCGGCACUCGAGGAUACACAACAAUCCCAACUCGCGGAGAGGAAACAAGGGCCAUCAUCAGCACGCCGCCAUGAUCCAGAGGAUGCAGCACGACGCCAUGGCACCGCCACCGGGGCCCAAGAUGAUCCGCUCGGCGCCCCCCACGGCAUUGUCUUCACCCAACGUGUCGCCUCCUCACUACAGCUCCUAUCCCAUGAAUCUUCCCCCGCCGCUCAGUCUCGGCCCGUACAACCGCGGUGCCUUGAGCAGCCAGAGUGGUUCGGAUGUGGCAAUGUUGGCGAGGACGGCCGACCGGGACACCACCCCGAGUCAGUCUCAUUACCCGCCGUCGAGACAGCACCCGUACUACGGCGGGUCGCUCCACUCGUCGCGGAACCCGCUGCCCGGUCUGGGCGCCUACCACAUGUCGCGGUCGCACUCGAACGAUGACCACGACGACCACUAUGCGCAAAGUUACAGGCAGCCGAAGAGGUCGAGGCCCAACUCCCCCAACUCGACGGCUCCUUCCUCUCCUACCUUUUCCCACAACUCGUUGUCCCCGACGCCGGACCACACCCCACUCGCCACGCCCGCUCACUCGCCCCGCCUCAGGCCCUACAGCGGCAUCGAGCUCCCACCUUUCCGAAACUUAAGCCUGCAUCACACACCGGCGUUGGCCCCGCUUGAGCCGGCGCCCGAGGGACUUGCCCCGCCUCUUGUGCCCGCACCUAGGAGUAAGGGCGUUUCCCUGACCGACAUCAUGAGCCGGCCCGACGGCAACCAACGGAAGUUGCCUGUGCCAAAAGUCGCGGUCCACGACUUGCUUGGCCCGUCAGACGGGUUUUCCGCCAGCGGCAGGAGUAGUUCAUCCAACAGUCUCUCGGGCAUGGAUCUCUAUGACAAGUUGUGAUUUUUGACAGAGAAGCACGACGGUUAAACACGUGCCACUCGAUUCAGCCACACUUGAAUACCGGCAGCCUCCGACGACAUGACUGAUGACGAUUUUGGGCACACUAUAGAGGAUAUAUAUAUAUAUCACUACUACCUGGG
Messenger RNA from Thermothelomyces thermophilus ATCC 42464, 1531 nucleotides. RefSeq lists its product as uncharacterized. Gene Ontology annotation, cellular component: nucleus; cytoplasm. The transcript has a single exon. The record is from RefSeq and is a predicted model, not a curated record. Lineage: Eukaryota; Fungi; Ascomycota; Sordariomycetes; Sordariales; Chaetomiaceae. The coding region runs from base 150 to 1391 and encodes 413 amino acids. Gene Ontology annotation, molecular function: RNA polymerase II cis-regulatory region sequence-specific DNA binding.